AGCUGCUGAACUUUCCAAUAUACCAGAGGAAAAUAUUAAAAAAAACGAAGAAGACGAAGGGAAAAAAUGGCUACCCGGCCAGGAGUAGGUAAUGCAGCAGAGCUAUCAUCGUCUUUGUGGAGUCCUCUAGGGUUUCCUCAGAAGAACACUCCAUCUCCAUUCAUCUCCGGACAACGCAUUUUGCCUGGCCCGCGAGGAAGGAGCUUCUCUGUACGACACCGUUUGUGCGCUCGCAGUUCCUAUCAUCCCCCCUCCGCCUCCGCCUCCGCCAAGAUUAAGGUCCUCGGUGUGGGCGGCGGCGGCAACAAUGCCGUUAAUCGCAUGAUCAAUAGCGGCUUGCAGGGUGUUGAUUUUUAUGCCAUUAACACUGAUGCUCAAGCGCUACUGCUUUCAGCUGCAGAGAACCCAAUUCAAAUUGGAGAGCUUCUGACUCGUGGUUUAGGCACAGGUAGUAAUCCUCUUUUGGGGGAACAAGCAGCAGAGGAAUCAAAGGAAACCAUUGCAAAUGCACUGAAGAGUUCAGACAUGGUGUUUGUAACAGCAGGAAUGGGUGGGGGUACAGGCUCCGGCGCUGCUCCAGUUGUUGCACAAAUAUCAAAAGAAGCUGGUUAUCUUACUGUCGGGGUGGUUACCUAUCCUUUCAGCUUUGAAGGUCGCAACAGAGCAUUACAGGCUAUGGAAGCUAUCGAGAGGCUUAAAAGAAACGUUGAUACUCUUAUAGUGAUCCCUAAUGAUCGUUUGUUGGACAUUGCCGAUGAGCAGACUUCCCUUCAGGAUGCUUUUUGUCUUGCCGACGAUGUACUACGCCAAGGUGUCCAAGGAAUUUCUGAUUUAAUCACAAUACCCGGGCUUGUAAAUGUUGAUUUUGCAGAUGUGAAGGCAGUAAUGAAAGAUUCAGGAACAGCGAUGCUUGGAGUGGGAGUCUCGUCUAGCAAGAACCGUGCUGAAGAGGCUGCAGAACAGGCAACUCAUUCUCCUUUGAUUGGGUCCUCUAUCCAAUCUGCCACUGGAGUAGUUUAUAACAUCACCGGAGGAAAAGAUAUUACGUUGCAAGAAGUGAAUAGGGUCUCUCAGGUUGUGACCAGUCUUGCUGAUCCUUCUGCUAACAUUAUUUUUGGAGCUGUUGUGGAUGAGCGCUACACAGGGAAAAUCCACGUGACUAUAAUAGCCACGGGGUUCCCACAGUCAUUCCAGAAGGCUCUUCUGUCCGAUCCCCGGGGGGCUGCAAAGGACAGAGAGCUUAGCUUCUUCAACCACAGCCCCUUCUACUGUCAGGUGGCCUCCUCGCGGAAAUCGCCUCUUUUGACCUCUUUUUUUCUUUCUGAAGAUUUUUCUUCCCCUUUAUACAUUCUCUGCCCAAGGCAUAUUCAUAUGUCAUCCAUCGGAGAAUAUAUCUCCGUGGAAAUAUCCAAUAAGGGUCUGGAUUUUGCCAAGAAUCUAUUGGUUGAAACUGCGGAAUCUUCUCUGGUUCCACUUGAGCUGCCUGAGAUCAAGAAAUCUGUGAGCAUCCCAGUCGUGGGGAAAGUUGAUAUGCUUCUUUCUGAUAUUGUUAUAGACAGGAUUGAUGUGAAUUCGUCCACUGUCAGAACUGGGAAUUCUUGCAUUAUUAUGGCUGUUUCUGGUGCCACUGGUAAUAUGACUAUGAAGUGGAAGUAUUCCUAUGACACUUGGUUGCUUCCUGUUACUGUCACUGAUGAAGGAGAUGCCUCUGUUCAGGUUGAAGGUAUGGAAAUCGCUCUUACUCUCAGUCUGCAAAAUAAAAAUGGAUCUCUUUCACUCUCUCUUCUGGAAUGUGGAUGCUUUGUGGAAGAUAUUUCUGUGACCUUGGAUGGUGGAGCUUCCUGGCUAUAUCAAGGGGUUCUAGAUGCCUUUGAAGGUAAACUAAUCUCUACCGUUGAAGAUGCAAUCACAAAGAAAAUAGGAGAUGGUGUUUUGAAGCUUGAUUCGGUUCUGCGGUCUCUUCCCAAGGAACUUCAGGUCACCAAAAUUGCUUCUAUGAAUGCCACUUUCGUUGGGGAUCCGGUGAUUAGCAAUUCUUCUGUUGCACUUGCAAUCAAUGGUUUAUUUGGUGAUUCAGAUAAAAGUAUGUACCGUGGGCAGCAGUCACCUUCCAUUGCCUGCAAGGAUUCAAAUGAAAUGGUUACAAUGUUCUUGCACGAAAAUGUCAUCAAGUCGGUGUUGUCUGUAUAUUUCAAGGCCGAUAAGAUGCAGUGGGUUGUGGAUCAAGUACCUGACCAGUCCCUACUAAACACUGCUGAGUGGAGGUUCGUUGUCCCCAAGCUGUACAAACAAUACCCUAAUGAUGACAUGAGCCUGAAUAUUACCGUAACCUCAACGCCGAGUGUCAAGAUUGAAGAACGGAAGAUGUACGCGACUAUUCCUGCUGAUCUCAUCAUAAAUGUCAAACAUCAGGGCGAAGUCGUACCUGUUGCGUGCAUUUCAGUGGAAAUCAAUGGAUGGGUUUUUGCCGCGGUGUCAAAUGGCAGUGUGGCAGGCAGUGUCAAGUUAGAUAACAUUGCCAUGGCUUUGAAAUGGAGCAACAUUGGCAAUCUCCACUUGUUUCUUGUUCAGAGAGUAGCAUCCACACUGCUGAAGACUGUGGUGCUACCACUAGUGAACCUGCGGCUGGAGAUGGGAUAUCAUCUGCCAUUUUUCCAUGGCUAUGAGCUCCGGGGCGCUCAAAUCUUCUUCUCCGAUUCCUGGAUCACAAUAUGCAGCGAUGUGGCCCCCAUCAAAAACAUUAACCUCCCCACCGGCUGGGCAUUUUUUACUGCAGCAGCAGCAGCAGCACAAGGACACAUUGUGAUGUAGAAAUUCACGGUGCAUUCAACCGUGAAACUGUAAAGUAAAAUUGCUCUAUUAGGUUUGGUGUGUGUCUUCUUCUUUGGGUAAAUUUUCUUCACUUGUAGCAGCAGCAUCAUCAUCAUAUGGGUAAAUUUUGUUCAUUUUCGUCAAGUUUUUUUUUUGUAUAUGUGCUCCACGCAUCUUAUUCUGUGUAAUUUGGGUUCAGAAGCAGUAUAAAAUUUAGAGUUUGUA
This is a messenger RNA of Cuscuta campestris, 3036 nucleotides long. The record is from the annotation of a GenBank genome assembly. NCBI's taxonomy places the organism in Eukaryota, Viridiplantae, Streptophyta, Magnoliopsida, Solanales, Convolvulaceae.